GUUCAGAUCACCUUGAAAUCCGGUCUUCAAUUAUGUCAGGGGGCCAUUAAAAUUUUAGCAAUUUACCUGAGAACUCCCGCGCUCGCUCUUUCCUCGACCGACGAAAGGAAGAAAGAAAGACGGGAGACGCACUUAUUACAAGUGGAAUUGGACAGGUUCCUCACCAAGAACGUGUAGUACAGUACUAUUUACCUUCACGUAGCAGCUCCGCUCGGAUGCAGACAACCGUGUCAUCCUGAACGUUGUUCAGCUCAACCAUCCAUCCCAUUCAACCAGUAAUGUUUCUUCAUUCGCGUAUUUGGAAGGCUCGCGAUCAACUCCCGAUCUCGAGAACCAACUUAAAUGGUGGCGAAUCUCAAAUCUAUCCUCAACCACAACCAGAACAAUGAAGAAAGUGCUUGAGAUCACGUGGGUUGUGGUGAUCUGUGUGGGACAGUUGACGGACUUGGGAAGUGGAGAGUGUAUCUGGUACGACGAGUGCGGAACCGAUCCUUUCACCGGCAAAACUUUAAAUUGUCGUUAUGAUGGACCGCCCAAAAGAGCCACUGAAGAUGACAUUGCACUUCUUCAAGGUAUCUGUCCCUAUUAUGACCGGAAUCAGACGGAGUUCUGCUGCUCAAGCACUCAGCUUAGGAAUAUUGCCAAAGGUUUUGGGGUGAUUGCAUCCCUCUUAGGGCGAUGCCCAUCUUGCUUGUAUAACUUCAAGCAAACAUUCUGCGAUUUGGCUUGCAGCCCAGACCAAUCCAGUUUCAUGUCAGUGAAGGAGGAGCUCAUUCUCAACGGCUACAAUGGUCAGAAUGUGAGCUUGGUCAAGGCAUUGACGCUGAACGUUUCCAAAGAGUUUGCCACCCAAGUCUAUGACUCCUGCAAGCACGUGGUCAACCCUUCCACAAGUGGGUCCGUCCUGGAACUCAUGUGUGGAUCCUGGGGUCCCUUGUGUACUCCACAACGCUUUUUUAGUUACUUGGGGGACCCCUCCAAUCAGAAUACCCCUAUCAAGAUCCACUUCAACCUUUGGUCGGAAGCCGAUCCCACAAGACCCUUCCUGUACAACCGGUCUACGGUGACUUGUGAUCAAGUUGCUCCCAAUCAGAAGUCUUCUUGCUCUUGUACGGAUUGCGAGAGGGCUUGCCAAAGUCCGGAUUUUUACGAGGCAUACAAUUUGCCUAAUGAGGAUGGGCAGAGAUUCUUCCUCCUUGGUCUGAUGUUUGGAUGCAUUGGAGUAUUCCUGUUUGUCACCAGCCUCUUCAUUGCGUUUCUAUGUCUGCGAAAAAGAUCUCAGAUUUAUCCCAUGAUGAGCUCAGGCGAUACAGACCAGAAAGAAUCCGUUAUGAACGCCGCAUCAACAGGCUUGAAUAGCUUCAUGGCUGAUCUCUUCUACAGAUGGGGAUUGAUCUGUGCAACACAUCCCGCAACGAUUAUGGCUGUGGCGUUUGCCCUGGUCAUUGUGGCCUCGGCUGGUUCAAUGUUUAUCCAGAUCGAAACGGAUCCAGUCGAAUUAUGGUCCUCCAGAAAUUCCAGGUCUAGAGUGGAAAAAGAUUUCUUUGAGACGGCAUUUCAACCGUUUUUCCGUGUGCAACAAGUUAUCUUAAAACCC
Molecule: messenger RNA, 1597 nt
Organism: Tigriopus californicus
Lineage: Eukaryota; Metazoa; Arthropoda; Copepoda; Harpacticoida; Harpacticidae
Product: NPC intracellular cholesterol transporter 1-like
Exons: 5
Source: RefSeq, a predicted model, not a curated record